UAAAUUCCAUGCCCCUCCUCUCUCUCUCCUACUGUUUUUAUUUUAUUUUAUUUUCUUUCUAACUUUUCUCCAAAAAAAUUCACAGACAAAAACAAAUUAAGCUCUUUUCUCCUUCGUCUCCUUGCCUUCUUCUCUCACCCCCUAAACCAAAACCCUCAGAUUAAACCCCCCAAGCUCCUUCGAAGCCCCUUUUCUCAUCGACCCAGAUCGAAGUUCUCCCCUAAACCCUCUCUUGAUCUCUGUCUCGUGGUUUUGAUCACAUUUGGGGCCGACCCAGAUAACUUUUUCUCACUGAAACCUCGUGAAUUUUAUUGGGUUUUGGGGAAUAUUCGUGUAGUUUCUUGCUCUUGGGUUGGGAUUUCUCAUUGACCAAUAUCAAAAUUCUCGCCUAAAACCCUCCUCUGAUCCUUUUCUCGCUGUUUUGAUCACAUUUGGGAGUGGCCCAGAUGAGUUUUUCCCAGUGAAACCCUGUAAAAAAUUAUUGGGUUUUGUGGAAUUUUGGCGUAAUUUCCUGUUGUUAGCUUGGAGUUUGUCAUUAUGGGGGACUUGCAGCCUUGGCUGCCUCAUCAAAAUGGGAUAUUGGCUGAUUUUAGUCCGCCGCCGCCUCCUCUGUUGGCGGCGGCUCAGCCUUUGAACCCUCAUCCAUCAGAGAUCGGAGCGGAGAGCUGGAGGGCAGCUGAGAAAGCCACAGCGGGAGUGAUCGAGGAGAUCCAGGCGACCGUUGUCUCCGAGAGGAGGAGGCGAGGUGUUAUUGAAUUUGUGCAGAAUAUGAUCAAAUGCAAUCUGAAUGCUGAGGUAUUCCCGUUUGGUUCUGUACCAUUGAAAACAUAUCUUCCUGAUGGAGAUAUAGAUCUUACUGCGCUUGGCUUUCCAAAUUCUGAGGAUACAUUUGCUAGCAGUGUUCGUCAGGUUCUCGAACUGCAAGAGCAAAAUAAUAAUUCAGAGUUUGAAGUGAAGGAUGUGCAGUAUAUCCAUGCAGAGGUUAAACUUGUCAAAUGCCUCAUUCAGAAUAUCGUCGUUGACAUCUCAUUCAAUCAGAGUGGUGGACUCUCUACACUAUGUUUCCUAGAACAGGUAGACCGUAUGAUUGGCAAAGAUCAUCUCUUUAAGCGCAGCAUUAUAUUAAUCAAAGCUUGGUGCUAUUAUGAGAGCCGCAUCCUUGGCGCUCACCACGCUUUGAUAUCUACAUAUGCAUUGGAGACGUUGAUUUUGUAUAUAUUCCAUCUCUUUAACAAGUCUCUGGAUGGCCCUUUGGUGGUUCUAUACAGGUUUUUAGACUAUUACAGCAAGUUUGAUUGGGAUAGGUAUUGUAUUAGUUUGCGUGGUCCUAUCUUAAUAUCAUCUCUACCAGAACUUGUUGCCGAGGUGCCAGUAAAUCAUGAGGGGGGUUUAUUGUUCACAAAGGAAUUUCUCAAUAAAUGCGUAGAUGAUUUCUCUGUCCCCCCAAGGGGCUCUGAAAGCGUCCAGAGAAAUUUUCCUCGAAAACAUCUUAACAUAGUGGAUCCACUAAAGGACAAUAAUAAUUUGGGGCGUAGCGUGAGUAGAGGUAACUUCUACCGGAUACGCAGUGCCUUUUCCUUUGGUGCUAGAAAAUUAGGACAGAUACUUCUCCUGCCUUCUGAAAGUAUUGCAGAUGAGGUCAAUGUGUUUUUUGGAAAUACACUUGAUAGACAUGGAAGUGGAGAAAGGCCAGAUGUGCAAGAUGCUGGUUCUCUUUCUUUAGAACUACAGUCCCAUAAUACCAAUGAAGAGCUAUGUCAAGAGAUAAACACCAUGAAUAUUUCAGGCUCGGAGAAAAAUGCUAGAAGAAUGGAAGCAGAAGGUCAAAUAGCAGGUAGAGGUUCGAAGGGUUUUACCAGUAGAGGCUCUAGUUCCAUUAACAUUGGAGAGAAAAGCAAAGUUCAAGUGUCAACUAGCAAAAACAUUAACUCACCAAAGGGAAAACCUUACCAUAUGCCCCACCUUUUUUUCCAUUCCCAAAAUGGGUAUCAGAAUGACUCCUGUGAGAGGGAAUCAUCAACAACGGGUACAUCUCGAUUUAGUCCUCGUGGAUCUCCUGUGUCAAGCUGGAGCAAUGAACAGUCAAAAGAUUCACAUAUCGGAGUCUGCUCAAAUGGAGCUAGUGGAAGUGCCAAGUCGAAUAGAUUAGCAAAUCUGAGUGGGGAUUUGGACAUUCACAUGAGAAACCUUCAAUUUGUACAAUGGACCCAAGAUUAUAUGAUGGGAAAUCUUUUACCUUUUUAUCCUCCUUCACCUUAUCAGUAUCGCAAUAAUAAUAAUAACUCUUGGGAUCCCCCUCAGAGACGAGGUGCAUUUUCUCGUAUGAAUGCAAAUGGAGUGCCCCCUGGACCUCCAUUUUCACCGACAGGGACUUAUCCAACACCCUCACCUUUCAUUCCCGGUGGUGUUUUUGGCAUCGACCAUCUGCCAAAGCCAAGGGGAACAGGCACUUACUUUCCCAAUACGAAUUAUCAUGCAUACAAGGAGAGGGUGCAUUCACCUGGUAGAGGAAAAUCAUCGGUGCCUCCUAACCAUUUCUCUAGACAGUAUAGCAAUGGCCGGGCAAGGGCUUCAUUGAAUGUUAACUUGGAGGAGAGUGGUGUUCGUGAGCAACCUUCACGGGUGCAACUUCCUGCUUUUACUGGAAGCGGAAGCGGGAAAUCAGUUCCCUCAGAUGCAUCGAACAUGCCAUCAAAUUCCUCGAAGGAGACUUUGCCAGCCACUUCUUCUGUGGUUCCACCACCCGAAGGGGACCUCCCCCUUGAGUUUGGGUCCUUUGGUCCUGCUUCAUUGAGUGGUCCUGCUCCGGAAGCAAAUACAAGUUUGGAUUCUGGUAAUCCUCCUACUCCAGGUUUGGCAACAAUCUCUGUGUCUACAAUGCGAGGACCUUCAAUGAGUUCGAAUCGGGAAAGGUCGGCUCAAGCUUAUCGCCUGAAAGAUGAAGGCGACUUCCCCCCUCUCUCAGGCUAAAUGCAGUCGAAGUUUGGUAUACAUACAGGAAACUAUCAAGUCUAUAUCAUUGCAGGAUGAUGAGGAAGAAAAAAAAAUGCUAACUUUAUUGCCUCAUGACGGGGUGAGGUAUAAUAAAACAAAGGGUGUGUAAUAUCGCGGCAAUGUGUUUUUGUACAUUCUAAUAAUUUUGUUGUUCCUCUUUUAGCAGUCCUCCGUUGUUGAGGGUUUUAUAAACAGGAUGUGAUGGUAAAAGGUUCUGUUCAUCUUAUUCUGUCUUAAAAUUUUUCGUAUAUCCCUUCUUGGGUGGUAAGAAGACUAGUCGUGGCUGUAACUUUAUGUAGAUGUUGAAUAUGAUUGGGGGUUCCAAUCUUAUUAUUAUGAUAUAUAUGACCGAGAAGUAUUCUAGUUUUUUGGUUA
This is a messenger RNA of Asparagus officinalis (garden asparagus), 3369 nucleotides long. RefSeq lists its product as uncharacterized. The coding region runs from base 538 to 2970 and encodes 810 amino acids. Lineage: Eukaryota; Viridiplantae; Streptophyta; Magnoliopsida; Asparagales; Asparagaceae. The transcript has 10 exons. The record is from RefSeq and is a predicted model, not a curated record.